Messenger RNA from Caenorhabditis remanei, 909 nucleotides. RefSeq lists its product as uncharacterized. Gene Ontology annotation, biological process: lipid catabolic process. Lineage: Eukaryota; Metazoa; Nematoda; Chromadorea; Rhabditida; Rhabditidae. The transcript is spliced from 6 exons. The record is from RefSeq and is a predicted model, not a curated record. Gene Ontology annotation, molecular function: lipase activity. The coding region runs from base 1 to 909 and encodes 302 amino acids.
AUGACUCGGAUACUACACCUAACGCUCUCCACAUUUUUGAUCUCCUUCGUCUCCUCCAAAUUCACUGAAGACUUUUCCCAAUGGUUGGCAGACUAUUACGGACCACAAGUACGGAAUCAAAUUGAACGACUCGAUUUGGGUCCGAAUGGUUCAUUUGGUGGAAAGAAACAUAGAAAUGAUUCAUUGACUAAUCAACCACUGAUUAUUGUUCAUGGAGUAUCCGAUACAGCUGGAGAGAAACCAACAUGGGCGGCACAGUGGUUCAGAAAAGAAGGAAAGUACAAGGAGAAUGAGAUUUACUCGACAACAUAUUUCAACGGAGCACAAGGAAAUCCAUUGAAAUGGAUUGAGUACUCAAUGAAAUGUGAAUAUGUCAAACAGGUUCGUUCUCUGAUUGUAGCUGUUCGUCUGUAUACUGGACGAAAUGUUGAUGUGAUCGGAUUCUCGCUUGGUGUUCCGGUAUCAAGAAAAGCAAUUCUUGGAGGACGAUGCGUGGACACUGGAGAAUAUUUGGGCGGUCCAUUGACACGUGUCAUUGAUACAUAUGUUGGAGUGGCUGGUCCAAAUCGUGGAGCUUCACCUCAACUCGGUCCACUUUCGGUUCCAGCUUGCGCACUUUCUAUUACACCGAUUUGUAAUUCGGUGAAUGGAUUGUACUCGGGUAACUGUCCAGCUCAGAGUGAAUUUCUUCAGGAUAUCAACAAGUACGCUCAUUAUGAGGGACAAUACACAUACUCAAUCUACACCCAAAAAGAUCAAAUGGUUGGAUAUGCAGUUUGUGGACAGCUUACAUCCCCACUACCUGGCCAAUCUGGUCAACGUGUCUAUACUGACAAAAAUCACGAUCAAGUGUUCGAUGACACACAUGAGGUUCAACUUCGAAUGAUCCGUGACCACGUUGUCAUUUAA